CGUCGACAUCUCUCUGCGUCCCUCUCCAAUUUGUUGCGUGAUAGAUAGUGCUAGGUUUCUUAGGUACUCUUUUUGCAUGGUUAGGGCUUUCCCUGCUCGUCACCCUUUCACGCCUCAUGGAUGGCAAGGCCAUUCACAAGGCUACCAGCAGCCUACAAUGGGAAUUAGAGGCGCUAAGUUCCAGACCUCCAACCGUGGAACUGCAGCAUUUCCACUGGUGUGUGUGAGAACAAAAGAACCUCAUUCCUUUGGCAUUUUCUAUGGCCAUAACCCAUUGAUGUUCUCUUUCAAUGUCAUCCUUGUUGGUCUAAUCUUGAUCAAUUUGAUCACUCGGACCUUUCGCUUUCUUCUCAAGCCUCUCAGACAGCCUAGGUUGGUUUCUGAGUUAAUUGCCGGCAUUAUCAUUGGACCCUCUCUUCUGGGGCAGAGCAAGAGCUUUACCAAUAUCGUGUUUCCCCUUAAUGCCAAAUUCGUGCUGAGAAACGUAGGAGUGAUGGGAUUUAUGUUAUUUGUUUUCGUAAGUGGAGUAAAAAUGGAUCUAGGCAUGUUAAAACGAUCGGGAAAAAAACACUUGUUUAUUGCCUUGAUAAGCGUUUUUGGACCUCUCAUAAUAGUGAUUAUUGUUGCAUGGUGUAAUCGAAAAUCAAUGGACAAAGAACUUGGAAGACUUUCUUCAAUUGGAACAAUUGCCUCAUCUCUGUCGAUAACAGGAUUUCCCAUUCACUAUGCUGUACUUCAAGAAUUAAACCUUCUUAGCUCCGAGGUUGGAAGUAUGGCCUUGUCCAUAGCAUUAAUUAGCGAUAGCAUUGGGAUGAACUUUUUAGUGGCAUUUCAGGCAAUGAAACAAGGGGAAGUAUCCAAUGAAGAUGCUCUUUGGUAUAUAAUUUCCUUGGUGGUUCUUUUAGCUUUCUUGGUUACUGCCUUCCGACGAGCAAUGUUGUGGAUUAUCGAAAAAACCCCUGUGGGAGAACCGGUGGAUCAGUUAUAUGUGGUUGCCAUUUUGUUGGGAGUGUUUGUGACUGGCUUUUUGACAGACAUGUUCGGUAUAGCCAUUGCUAACGGCCCAUUCUGGCUAGGAUUGGUGAUUCCAAACGGGCCGCCGCUAGGGGCAACCUUGGUGGAGAGAAGCGAGACAAUCAUGAUGGAAAUAAUUAUGCCAUGUUCAUUUGCGUUUGUCGGCCUCAACACGGAUUUUUCUGAAAUGACUGAAGCUGGCUGGUCUUCCUUGGGACCGCUAUUUGCCUUGUUUAUUUCAGGUUACUUGUCAAAAUUCCUCUCAACUCUUAUCGGUGCCAAGAUGGUAGAUGUGCCAUGGAGAGACAGUCUUGCUCUCAGCCUUGUUUUGAGCUUGAGGGGUCAAGUGGAGCUUAUUCUAUACGUCCAUUGGGUGGACAAAAAUAUAAUACGGAUACCAAGUUUUUCAAUGCUGAUAUUUCUAACAACGGUUUUAACCGGAAUUCUUACACCUUUGAUUAGCAUUUUGUAUGAUCCCACAAAGCCUUACAUGGUAAACAAGAGGAGGACCAUUCAACAUACCGCUCCGGGUGAAGAACUUAAGAUACUACUCUGCAUCCAGGACAAAAUAAACGUGCCCAGCCUUGUUAACCUUCUUGAAGUCUCUUAUCCUACUGUUGACAACCCUUUCUCCGUUUACGCUUUCCACCUUGUCGAGCUCAUCGGUCGUGCUAACCCUUUGUUCAUAGACCACCAAAAUCAGGAAGUGGAAGACCUUUUCAGCAGGUUCCCGGACUCUGAAACAAUCCACAAUGCUCUAAAGCUCUAUCAUCAAAGGAGAGAUGAAUGCGUAGAGCUCCAUUUUUUCACAGCUUUAACAGCAAAAAGAACAAUGUAUCAGGAUGUGUGCAAGCUUGCUUUGAUAAGCAAGGCUACUAUCAUCAUUUUGCCUUUGGAGAAGGAAUGCGAUGGCGAGAUCGUAACAAAGCAUUGGGGUAGUGGGCAUCGGUCUUUGACCACCGAAGUCUUAGCCCAUGCACCUUGCUCCGUUGGAAUUCUUAUUGACAAGGCCGAUCGAUGGCACCUCCCCUUAUCUCGCUCCUUCGGAGGCGCUACGCACAGCUUUAUUGUACUAUUCCUAGGAGGACCAGAUUCUAGAGAGGCUCUUGCUUAUGCAGAUCGGAUGGUUGGCAACCCGAGUGUGUCCCUAACUGUAAUAAGGUUCCUUUCUUCAAACUCUGAAGGAGAUGAUGAAAUGCAAAAGAAACUUGAUGAUGGGCUAGUGACUUGGUUCUGGGUCAAGAACGAAACGAACGAAAGAGUGAUUUACAAGGAGGUAGUGGUAAGAAAUGGAGAAGACACAGCUUCAGCAAUUCUGGCCAUGGCUGAAGAGCAUUAUUAUCAUCUCUGGAUAGUGGGAAGGAAACAAGGGAUAAAUCCUAGUCUUUUGGAGGGAUUGUCAACCUGGACAGAAAAUAAAGAAGAGCUUGGGAUUAUUGGGGAUUAUAUUUCAUCUUCUGAUUGUGUUAACGCGGAUUCUGUGUUGGUGGUUCAGAAGCAAGUUUUGAGAGGGCAAGAGAACAACAAUACAUCUCGUUCACCAAGUUUUAUGCGGUGCUUGUUUUGCUCAUGA
Durio zibethinus is the source of this 2587-nucleotide messenger RNA. Its product is annotated as cation/H(+) antiporter 24-like. Gene Ontology annotation, cellular component: endomembrane system; membrane. Gene Ontology annotation, biological process: proton transmembrane transport; regulation of pH. Lineage: Eukaryota; Viridiplantae; Streptophyta; Magnoliopsida; Malvales; Malvaceae. The record is from RefSeq and is a predicted model, not a curated record. Gene Ontology annotation, molecular function: antiporter activity.